This is a messenger RNA of Aphanomyces astaci, 813 nucleotides long. RefSeq lists its product as hypothetical. Lineage: Eukaryota; Oomycota; Saprolegniomycetes; Saprolegniales; Verrucalvaceae. The transcript has a single exon. The record is from RefSeq and is a predicted model, not a curated record. Bases 1 to 813 code for a protein of 270 amino acids.
AUGAUGUACCCAGCGAUCGAGCGAGCUAGGGAGCAGUUCCUCCAGCGCGGAUGUCGGGGCCAAGUGUCCACUGGCCGUGAAAGCGGCAAUCCGCCAACAGCGCCCCCCCUAAUGCUGUCUUCAUCGUCCAGGACAACGAGAACCCCCUUCAUGUAUGGCGAACAGUCGUUGACCACACUCGGGGAGUGUCUCGAGCGCGAUUUGCAAGGGCUGCAUGCCGCGACCACAACCUCCCUAUGCGAAGUGGAAGCAAUGUUUGGCGAGCUUGUGUCGAUGAUGGCCCAGUCGCCCCGAACUUCCAUUGCAUUGCAUUGGCCCGAUGGAAAAGCUAACGCAAACCAACGCUCCCUUCCGACCGACGCUUCCACGACGGUAGCAGUUAACGACAAGGCAACAUGCACAUCGAGCAAUCAAUUGGAGACCAAGGCGACCCAGACGUCGGAACCACAAGUGGCAUGCGUGUCGACUGUGGAUCUCACGCACAUCAACCUCCAAAUAAGUCUCGAGCAGUGCUUGUCCCGGCAGUUGCGGCGCAACAAACUUAGCGCAUUGGGUGAACGCAUGAAGUUACGCUGCGUGGUGCUUACCUGGAGAAAGGUUCAACUUAGUCGAAUGCAAUGGGCAGAUCGCGCCGCAGCUGCAUGCGCCGCGGUAGCCUGUCCAACAGAAGAAGACACUUGGAUGCAUGAGAUACGUGAAAGGGACGGCAAGUAUGGAAUGGCGAAGGCCGCGCAUGCCCGACGGACAUGUCGCCGGGUGUUAAUUGCAUGGUUUCGCAUUUUGGCGGGACGAAAGGCCGAAGGGUUUUGUUAA